CUUGUCUCCAUACUUCACCUCUAUACACUUUUGCGCGUGUUUCGCACGUGUAACGCGACUUUCUUCGAGCUAGCACCGAGGCCAUUCGGCGCGGGUGCCAGCUCUUGUCGUCAUCUGAACAUGGCAUCCAAUCUCCCUAUCCCUAUUCCUCCGCGCACCCCGACGCCUCCCGCGGAUGAUCCCCCUAGCACUUCGAACCAGUCACCCCGGCUCCAAGACAAAGACUCCUUAUCACCAUUGAGGGACACGUUUCCAAAUUUGCGGGGCUCGUUAGAUCCCAGUGAUGCCAAUCGCUUGAGUCCUACACGGGCGGGUUUCAACCUCAGCCCAGCAGACGCAUUACAGCCGAGUGAUCAGAGCGACAAUGCUUCAGCAGGACCAUUCAAUUUCAAGACUACGACUAUGGCGAAGAGUCCGGUCGUGAAGUCUAACAUUGGCCAGCGACGUGGACACAAAUAUAAGCACAGUAGCAUUUCGCAUCAGAUCUUCUUAGAACCGCCCCCACGAGCGCCUCUGGCUCUGCCCAACUCGCUGCCCAUACCGACGUUCAAAGAAUAUCGCUCCAGUAUGUCCAAGGACCAGACCACCCGGUUCUGGUGGAGCGUUUGCCAUAUGUCUGUUGCCGCAUAUACCUUGUGGAGUGCCCAUGGGUCUCUGGCUAUGACGGCUCUGUCGCACUUGAUACUGUUUGAUUCAAUCGGCGCAUUGCUCUGCGUUGCUGUCGACAUCCUGGGUAACUUUGAAGUAUGGAAGCGAUCCAGUGUGCGACACCCGUUCGGUCUGGAGCGCGCAGAAGUGCUUGCAGGGUUCGCCAUGUGCGUACUCUUGCUAUUCAUGGGAAUGGAUCUCAUUUCCCAUAGUCUGCAACACUUUCUGGAGUCUUCCGGUCAUGAACCUCACCAUACUCAUGUUCACGAACGUGUCUCCCUCGGUCGCGUGGAUUUCACCGCUCUGCUGGCCAUCUCAUCAACAUUGAUUUCUGCCAUUGGCCUCAAGAACCAUGGACGGAUAGGAAAGGCGAUGCGGUUCGGGUACAUUGAGUCGCUGCCCUCAGUCCUUAGUAACCCAUCCCAUUUCUUGACGCUCUCAUGCUCCACGCUGCUCCUCUUACUGCCCCUCGUCUCCAUCAAGCUCUACAAUUGGCUGGAUGUUCUACUUUCCAGCACGAUCUCCAUCUCCAUGUGUGUUAUCGGAGUGCGCCUAGUGAAAACACUGGGAUCCAUGCUUCUCAUGUCCUACUCCGGACCGGGGGUGUCCGAGGUGAUCCGAGAUAUCGAGGCCGAUCCCUGCGUCUACGGCGUCGACGAUGCCCGGUUCUGGCAGGUUCAUUACGGGCUCUGCAUGGCUAACCUGAAGCUCCGAGUAUCCGGAACCGAGGAGAAUCUUGUGCGACUGCGUGAACGGAUAGCCAGCCUCAUCAAGAACCGGUUGGGUGGAGGGUACGGAUCCGGGGGGCAGAAAUGGGAAGUUUCGCUGCAGUUUACGGCUGAGAAGGCUUAAGCUGGCAGAUGUCUUUGCUGUACAUAUACGAUAUUUGGCUUCUAAUGAAGAUAUACAGGAAUUAUUAUAAGUUUAUGAGGA
Molecule: messenger RNA, 1581 nt
Organism: Aspergillus welwitschiae
Lineage: Eukaryota; Fungi; Ascomycota; Eurotiomycetes; Eurotiales; Aspergillaceae
Product: cation efflux family protein family
Exons: 2
Coding region: 121-1500 (459 amino acids)
Biological process (GO): intracellular zinc ion homeostasis; zinc ion transport; transmembrane transport
Cellular component (GO): Golgi apparatus; membrane
Molecular function (GO): zinc ion transmembrane transporter activity
Source: RefSeq, a predicted model, not a curated record